AUGGCAGCAGCACUGGAGAAGGAAGUGCCCGGUGAUACAGAAACAUCCCAAGAAAUCCCAACCGAUAGCAGCGACAAUGAGCAACCAGCACCUUCAGAGGAGAACGAUCCCAAGAUGGAAUACCCCCAGGGUCUAACCCUAGUCCUGCUUGCGGGAGCGUCGAUCAUGGGCGUCUUCUUGAUCUCUCUCGAUCAAACGAUCGUCGGCACGGCAGUACCCAAGAUCACCGACGAAUUCCAUGGUCUCUACGAUGUUUCUUGGUAUGCCGCCGCCUACUUCAUGACCUUUGGCGGUCUCGAGGCCACAUGGGGCAAAGCCUUCAGGUAUUUCGACCUGAAGUACACCUUCAUUCUUUCGAUGAUCAUAUUCGAGAUUGGCAGUCUGAUCUGUGGGGUCGCACCCACUUCCAAGGCCUUGGUCGUCGGUCGCGCCAUCGCUGGUUGGGGCGGUGCAGGCAUCUCGGUCGGAGGCACCAGCAUCGUUGCAUUGAGUACGCCACCGAAAACGCGACCGAUCCUCAUGGGAAUCAUUGGGCUCACCUAUGGUCUUGCCGCCGUGCUGGGUCCCUUGGUCGGGGGUGCCUUCACGGACAAGGUCACUUGGCGAUGGUGUUUCUACAUCAACCUGCCGAUCGGAGGCCUCGCCGCUCUGCUGGUACUUUUCUUUUUCCAUCUACCCAGUGCUGCCAAGCCCCCACAGGUGAGCCUCAAGGAGAAGCUGCUGCAACUCGACCCAGUGGGUGUGGUUCUGGCCAUGGGAGCGAUCACCUGCAUUCUUCUGGGCCUUCAGUAUGGCGGCAACACUCAUCCCUGGAACAGCAGCGAGGUGAUUGGCUUACUCGUCGGGUUUGGUCUCAUCACCAUUGCCUUGAUCGGGUGGGAGAUUUAUCUGGAUGAGUAUGCGAUGCUACAGCCGAGAUUGUUCAAGCGCAGAUCGUUGUGGAGUGUCGCCCCGUACCAAUUCUUCUUCAUGGGCGACCUUAUUCUGAUCCUCUACUAUCUCCCCAUCUAUUUCCAAAGUAUCAAGGGUGCAAGCCCGAUCGAGUCCGGUGUUGACAACCUCCCCAUGGUUAUCGCAGUCGCCAUCUUCUGCGUUGUUGGUGGUGUCGCGGUCUCCAAAACCGGCCAUGCAGCGCCGACGAUGCUCGUUGGCUCGGCGAUUGCCACAGUUGGGAUUGGUCUGCUUUACACUCUUGACAUUGACACUGCAAGUGGGAAGUGGAUUGGCUAUCAGAUUUUGGCUGGAUCUGCCAUCGCCUUCUCCGUUCAGAACGGUCUCAACAUUGCUCAAGCCAACGUGGGCCCAGAAGAUAUCCCAGCCGUCACGGCCAAUCUUUACUUUUUCCAAACCGUUGGAGGCGCAUUUACCACCUCAUCAGGACAGGCAGCGUUCAUCAACAGAUUGUAUGCCAAUUUACCCCUCACAGCUCCUGGUGUAGACGCAGCUCUUGUGGGCGCCACGGGUGCAACAGAGCUCCGAGAUGUGUUUACCUCCGAGCAGCUACCUGGAAUCCUUCUUGCCUACAUGCGAGGACUCAAGGCUACUUUUGCGGUUGCAAUCGGCAUGUCUGGUUUCGCUUUUUUGUCUACCUUUAUCAUUCCUUGGAGCAGACUCCCAACUCAUGCACCGGCCAAGGACUCGGAGAAGGACGAGGCGCAUCCCAUGGCCAUGCCUUGA
Penicillium argentinense is the source of this 1677-nucleotide messenger RNA. RefSeq names its product MDR family MFS transporter. Lineage: Eukaryota; Fungi; Ascomycota; Eurotiomycetes; Eurotiales; Aspergillaceae. The transcript has 3 exons. Bases 1 to 1677 code for a protein of 558 amino acids. Gene Ontology annotation, biological process: transmembrane transport. The record is from RefSeq and is a predicted model, not a curated record. Gene Ontology annotation, molecular function: transmembrane transporter activity.